AAAACACCGGGAUUACUCUGCAUGCGGCCCAGCUCCCGCGCAGGCACCGGAGCCGACCUCGCGAGACUCCGAAGUCACGUGGGUUCUCGCGAUAACCGGCCAAAUAGGAAGUAGUAGUAAACAAACCCCCAGUUUUCGAUUAGAUUUACAACAUUUCUUGUUCUGCGUGACUCGUGUUCGGACAAUGGUCCGCAUUAGCAGACGGAGGGCGGCCGCCCUCGCUCUCCUGCUGCUGCGGCUGAGGAGAGAAAGGAGAAGACGCUUCUGGAUUCACCCCAGCAACCAGAGCCGAAGAGAACGAGGGCAACUCCAGAACCUCAUCGCUGAGCUGAGGCGGGACAGCCAGCGUCACCAUGGUUACUUUCGGAUGAGCGUGGAGAAGUUUGAUGAGAUCCUCUCCAUCAUCGGCCCUGACCUGAGGAGGCAAACUACCAACUUCAGGAAUCCGGUAUCACCCGAGGAGCGCCUGGCGAUGGCCUUACGAUACCUGGCCUCUGGAGACUCCCUGAUCAGCCUCGCUAACAACUUUCGCCUCGGCCACUCGACAGUCGUGAAUUCUGUCCACAUGGUCUUUGCAGCCAUAGAGGACAGGAUGAUGGACCGGUUCCUCCCGGUGCCUACAGAGGAAACCUGGUCUGCUGUUGCAGACAGCUUCUGGAGCAAAUGGGACUUUCCUAACUGCUUGGGGGCCCUGGGGGCAAAGCUGGUCCACGUAACUGCCCCAGCACACUCGGGAUUGCGGCUCUGUGACUCCAGGAACUUUUCCCUCCGUCUCAUGGCCUUAAUAGACGCCGAGUGCAGGUUUGUGGUCAUUCAGGUGGGAGACCAUGGAGGCGAUGGUGAAGAUUUUGCUGCCUCUGAUCUUGGAAGGGGGAUGGAGAGUGAGACUCUGCAUGUUCCCCCCAGUGCUCCUCUGCCCGGGGCUCCUCAGCUCGGCCCAGCACCGUUUGCUAUGGUUGGAGAUGCAACAUUCCCUCUAAAGACGUACCUAAUGACGCCCUACGCCGCUGAAGAUCUGGACCACGGCGAGAAGCUCUUCAACUACAGACUGUCCCGGGCCCGCCUGACAGUGGAAAGAACUUUUGGGAUUCUCUCAGCCAGAUGGAGGGUUUUGUUACAGAGGAUCAACCUGUCGCCCGAAAACGUGAACACACUAGUGAUUGCGGCCUGCAUUCUACACAACUUCCUGCACAAUCCAGGUGACAACCGCACGUGGCUGGAGGAUUCCGAGGAGCGAGGAGAGGCCAUGGAAGACGCUCUGAACACUGGACCCCCCCAGGGAGGCGGGGCGGCUGCUGCAGCGCGAGCAGUGUACACCGCUUUUUUCAGCUCUCCUGCUGGUGGGGCUCCGUGGCAGGAGGAGAUAUGAGAACAGUCUGAAGGUGAUCGAGACGUACCUGAAAGAGGAUUCUGUGUUCUGGUCUUUGCUUUUUUAAAGAAAUAAAGUCAACAGAGGAAUAUGUGUUGUUGAUUUCUGUAAAUCUUUGUUGGAACAGAAACUCCUCACAGAAAAACCUCUGGAGAAGCAUCAGUCAUCACCCCCCCCAUGCUCACCUUUGUCUACUGCAUGUUUAAUGCAUAUAAAUGUAGAGAUGUCCCGACCAGGUUCUUUGGGACUCGGUCCGAUUCAGAGUCAUUUUGAGUAUCUGUCGUGUCCUGAUACUUUAGUUUAGCCUUAUGCUAGCUGUUUUGGCUAAUCUAGGCUUCAUCUUCCUGUUUUUCAUGCUUUUUUUUAACUCUACCAGUUUUUUAGGCU
Molecule: messenger RNA, 1756 nt
Organism: Oryzias melastigma (Indian medaka)
Lineage: Eukaryota; Metazoa; Chordata; Actinopteri; Beloniformes; Adrianichthyidae
Product: protein ALP1-like
Exons: 3
Coding region: 185-1369 (394 amino acids)
Source: RefSeq, a predicted model, not a curated record